This is a messenger RNA of Camponotus floridanus (Florida carpenter ant), 1148 nucleotides long. Its product is annotated as voltage-dependent anion-selective channel protein 2-like. The coding region runs from base 428 to 835 and encodes 135 amino acids. Gene Ontology annotation, cellular component: mitochondrial outer membrane. The transcript is spliced from 3 exons. The record is from RefSeq and is a predicted model, not a curated record. NCBI's taxonomy places the organism in Eukaryota, Metazoa, Arthropoda, Insecta, Hymenoptera, Formicidae. Gene Ontology annotation, biological process: transmembrane transport.
AUUCAUCACAUCAUUCAGGGUUAGCUCGUUCAAAUGCAUGCACUUACACGAACGCAUUGUAUUAAGUUCGGUCCGAACGAUCCUCGAUCCGUAUUCAUCGAUAGUUUGAAACGAUAGCGCCUCACUUCCUUCCUCGAUCAAGUUCACUUUAUUAUUCCGAUAUUCGCAGUAAAGCGUGAAAAAAGCAUCGACCUCGUCUCUCUAUAAAAGUCGCGAGAUUAAUCAGUCUAUUCCCCAGUCCCAUUCGAACCCGCGACGAGCAAUUGACAUUGACCAUGUUUUCGUCAUGUCGAGGAAUUCUCGCGUACGUCGUCACUUCAAAUUACAUCAGAGCUUUAAUCUGCUGAGUUUCAGAUUAUUCAAUAGGAUAAAAACAGAGAAAAAAUUCUGAACAGAAGAAGAUAAUUUAUUCAAUCCUGAAUUCGUAAUGGAGGUACCAAGUUUUGCCGACCUCGGGAAAAAUGCAAGGGAUGUCUUCAAGACGGCCUACCAUCAAGGCAAGGGCCUUAUCAAACUCAACGUCAAGACUAAAUCCGCCAAGAGGUUCCAAAUGACAAGUGACACAACUUUGAAUUUCGAGGCGUCGAAGUUGAGCGGUUUAAUGGAAACGAAGUACAAGACGGACGCCGGAGCUCUGCUGCUGAAAUGGACGACUGAAGGCGUGCUUCUUCUGGGAUAUGAGUUUAACGGGCUGCUAAUGAAGGGUGUCGAUUUGCUCUCCGAGUGCGCUUACAAUCCGCAGACGUCCGCGAAAAGCGUGAAGGUCGGCUCGCAAUUCGCAAACGAGAGGAUCAACGCACGCUGCGAGAUCUGUCAGUUUAUGCACUCUAAUUAAAUCUAUAUAAUUAGUUUUACAUUUAUCGGAAUUUCGCGAUAGAUUUUUUUUCUGACUUUUCCCGAAGGCAAAUGUCAACGCUUUCUUCUAAAGAUUUAAAAGUUAAUUGGUUCACUGACAAUAUUCGUAGGUUUGUCAUAAAACCUAGGCUUUUCUAUCAAGCACGGCAAAAAAUUCGCGGAACAAAUUUAUUCUCCAUUUAUAAAGUUUUGCAAGGUAACAGCUUCUAUUAGAUCGCUGUUUGAACGAUAGAUAAAAGGCUUUACAUACUAUGUUUAUAUUUUUAUCUAUGAAGGAUGAAAAAGAUUGAUUA